This is a messenger RNA of Musca vetustissima, 1887 nucleotides long. RefSeq lists its product as uncharacterized. Lineage: Eukaryota; Metazoa; Arthropoda; Insecta; Diptera; Muscidae. Gene Ontology annotation, molecular function: DNA-binding transcription factor activity, RNA polymerase II-specific; RNA polymerase II cis-regulatory region sequence-specific DNA binding. The annotation marks the transcript as partial. Gene Ontology annotation, biological process: regulation of DNA-templated transcription. The transcript is spliced from 4 exons. The record is from RefSeq and is a predicted model, not a curated record.
CUUUGUGGUAAAUUGUUUAAAAAUCGUUUGGGUAUAUAUCAUCAUAUGAAAACACAUCGUCGCAAGGAACCUGAUUGUGAUAAAUAUUAUUGUGACUUGCAACGAUUCAUUCCGCAUUGGCAGCGGCAUUACAGUGAUAGCCAGGAAUCGGAUGUGGAUGAAGAUGGACUCGAUGCAACAAUUAAACAAGAAGUUGUCAAGAAAGAGCAGUCUGUAAAAAAGGAAAUUAAAAAAGAAAAGGAAAUCGUGGAGUACAUCGAUGAAGAUCAGGCAUCCUUGAAUUUCGGAGAACAUUACAUUAUUGAAUGUGAUAAUGAUUUCGGACUUGAAGAGGAAAAUGCUGCAUACAAUCAAACAGAGAUCUAUCUUGAGGAUACAAAAGAGAUUGAAGAGGAAAUUGAGGCUGAAUUUCAAAAACCUGAAACCGAAUAUGAUGAGUUAGAUGAAAAUAAUGAAAUUCCAGAAGAUGAAGAUGACGAUUAUCAGAUUGAUAAUGAUGAUGAUGAGCAUAGCAAUUAUAGUAAUAGUGAGGAUACAUUACAAAUCGACGACGAUAGUCAACAGGAUUCAAAUGAAUCGGUCAACAAAAAUAGGAAAAAUAAAUUCAAAGUCAAAUAUAACACCUCCAGAGGCUAUAAAUUCGUACGUGAUUUUUUCACCUCCAAACCAAAUGUCAGAGCAUUUAUCGAGGUAUUCAAAAAUAAGAAAAAUCUCUGGGAAAUUGGAAUGUACACACAACUUUCCAAACAACAAAGAAUUGAUUACCUUGAAGAAAUAUCCACAGAACUUCACAGUAAAAUUAAAGUAAAAUUAACAUUGGAUCAAAUACGUGAUAUUAUUACAUAUUUACGUGCGAAACAUAGAAUUGCAGGCCUGUAUGCCAGUACGGGCAAUAAGACUCCGCCAGAAUGGUUUGUCGAAUAUUUAAGCUUUUUGCCAUCGUCCACUGUUAAUGCCAGCAUCAAUCAACUGGGUACACACACUCUAAAGAAAUCACAAAUUCUACAAAUGCUUGAAAUCUACAAACAAUUUCCAUACUUAUGGGAUAGCGAUUUAGUGGAGUAUGUGUGCAACAACAAACGUGAUGAGGCCCUACAACAAAUGCAAGAAGUCAUACAAACUAAGCUGAAUCUGCAGACGGACAUCAUUGAAUUGAAGCGAUAUAUUAAUGACAUCAACAUGUUUUAUGGCAAACAGAAGCGUUUGGAAAUGAAAAAUGCCGAUCCCGAACAAAUAUCCGAAUAUUAUGAUUGCAUGGAUUAUCUGCGUGAUCAUGUGCCACCGUUUGAAUGUCCAACGUGUAAUAAAAGAAUUGUACAUGCGUUAAGAUUUAGAAUGCAUCUUAACGGUCAUCAGGGCCAAGACGAAACUAUACCAUGUAAGAUAUGUGGCAAACCCUAUGGCAGUGUGGAACCUUAUAUGCAGCAUUGUCGCAGACAUAUGGACGAUUUACCGGUCGAAUGUAAGGAAUGUGGUAAACGAUUUAUACGAGAUGCUGAUUUGCGUUUACAUAUGCGCAUCCACACGGGUGUUAAACCAUAUUGUUGUGAAAUUUGUGGUGCAUCAUUUCGUCACAGCAAUGCCCUGCUGCUACACACCAGACGUCAUAAAAAGUUAUAUUGUCACAGUUGUACCAUAUGCCCAAGGCAAUUCUAUUCGAAGGAUGAGCUGAAUAAUCAUAUGGAUAUACAUAAGGGAGAACGUAAUCGUAUAUGUAAAAUAUGCGGUAAGGGAUAUAAGACAAAGAGUACACUGAAGGCCCACAUACUGACACAUGAAACAGAGCUUAAACAUCCAUGUGAACUUUGUGGUAAAAUGUUUAAAAAUCGUUUGGGUGUAUAUCAUCAUAUGAAGACACAUCGCCGCAAGGAACCACAAUUAAAUUAG